UUGGCGUUACCUUGUUUGCUUUCCUAGAGCCACUGUUGGUGUUGAUCGAAUAUGUUCCUUUUGGGGAUCUGUUGGGUUACCUGAGAAAGAGCCGUGGAUUAAAUGAUAAUUACUACAAACACCCGGAUAUCGAACCAAAAACAAAUCUAACGUCACAGCAGCUGAUGAAGUUUGCUUGGCAAAUUGCUGAUGGGAUGUCCUAUUUGUCAUCGAUACCAGUUAUUCAUCGAGAUCUUGCAGCUCGUAAUGUGUUGGUUGGAGAAGAGGAAACGUGCAAAGUGACGGACUUUGGAAUGGCCAGAGAUGUGCAAGUGGACAACAUUUACGAAAGAAAAACCAGGGGACGUCUUCCCGUAAAAUGGACCGCCAUUGAGGCGUUGCUUUACGGAAAAUAUUCGACGAAGAGUGAUGUGUGGAGCUACGGAGUUCUCCUCUAUGAGAUUUUUACGAUUGGUGGUUCACCUUAUCCACGAAUGGAUGGAAGAAAAAUCGCGAACUCACUUCAAGAGGGAUACAGAAUGCCUAAACCACAACAUGUGGAUGAUAAGUUGUAUGAGAUAAUGACAAAAUGUUGGAAAGACGACCCCAACUUGAGACCAUCCUUUGAAAAUUUGUGGAACAAACUCAGGGAAAUGGAAAACCAGCACAAGGGGCUGAUAAACUUAAGAAAUUACGACGAUCGACUCUACGUUAAUGUUGACGAUAUGGCCGAGUAAGCCAGCAAAUUCUCCAGGCUGGAAAGGAUGAAGUGAUUAUUAUUGCAGCCUCCAUUAGAUCAUCUUUUAUUUUCCUCGUAUGUUUUCUUAGUUAUUUGCUGAUUGAUUUAAAAGCAACUCUAAAAAUUAAGCUGAUUAAAAGUAAAGCUUUAUUGUUGCGCAACGAGCGCAGCGAGCGAGCAGCAUCAUAAUCAGGAUUUGAAUUCUCGAAUUCAUCACUUAUUACCAGAAUGCAUUGCAGCUUUUAACCAGAGUGCAUUGUGCCACGAUUGUUUUUUUUGGUGUGUUGCGUAACAUAGCGUUACUACUGUAAGAACAUUUCCUAUAUGUACUCAAAGGUUUUGUAAAUCUACUUUCCGGAGUAAAGGCAAAUUAAUUAAUCGCGAUUAUUGUAUGGAAAAUCUACAAUCUUGACCACUGAAUGAAGGACAGUUCAUUAAGAGCAAUGAAAGGAGUCACUUGAUAUGUACCUUGCGAAAGUUGACUCGCUGGUAAGCCGGAAAGCAAAAGGCAGUUGACCGAUAGUGUUCAUUGGGCCUGUGCGACUCCUGCCACUCGCUAGCGCUUUUAAAUAUUCUACCCUCAACAUUUUUAAUGUGACCGUAAAAGCUCUUAUUAGGAUAUCUCUUAAUGACUUUCCUUUGCGAUGUAAUAAUAAGGGUUAGUUUUAAGAUUUCACUUCCCCAUCUGUAUGUUCUUGACGUUUGGGAAAGGCGGAUGAGAUUGUGUUGCAAAAGGCAAUAUUUUCCUUUUGUGCGCGCCCUUUUCUCUAUUUUUUGUAUACUUUCUCUCCCUCAGAAAAUGGCUUCAGAGAUAUGUUUCUCGAUGUAAGUCCUGGAACACGCAGGUAGAUAUAUCAAUGCGAAAUUAUGUCAUUAUCAACAGAAUGUGCCGCAGCAUCACUGUCUUUUAGGUACAUUAGUCGCACAAUAGUAUAUAUUUUUAUAUAGUUUUUUUUUAUAUAUUUUUUCAAUUUUAAGUCUGGAAAAGCCAAACGAUUUUGUAUACACGAGUCUCAAACCUGCACUUAGCGUUAUACAGUUAUAUAACUUUUUUAGACAAAACAUGCAUUUUCUCUUAAAAUGUGCCAAGAGAUCCAUGCAAUAAAUAU
Stylophora pistillata is the source of this 1827-nucleotide messenger RNA. RefSeq names its product tyrosine kinase receptor Cad96Ca-like. Gene Ontology annotation, molecular function: ATP binding; transmembrane receptor protein tyrosine kinase activity. The record is from RefSeq and is a predicted model, not a curated record. NCBI's taxonomy places the organism in Eukaryota, Metazoa, Cnidaria, Anthozoa, Scleractinia, Pocilloporidae. Gene Ontology annotation, biological process: protein phosphorylation; positive regulation of kinase activity; cell surface receptor protein tyrosine kinase signaling pathway. Gene Ontology annotation, cellular component: signaling receptor complex; plasma membrane.